AUGUCUCAGCUACCCUUGCCGGAGGGUUGGAUUCAGGAAUAUGACCCUCAACAGAAGCACCCAUUCUGGGUUGAUACAACGGCAAAGCCACCACGAGCGAUAUGGGUGCACCCCUACGAAGACGAGCAGUUCCUUUCUGAGAAUCCAGAUAUCAAAGCAAAAGUAGAGAAGAUCAAAGGACCAUCUUUGGAAGAUCCUCCUCCGUACGAACAGCGACGUCAUUCAUUCAGCGGUGGAGAGGAGGCGGUCCCACUUCGCACCAACGCCCAGUCUUCCCAGAGUACAGUCUCGCCACCAGUCGACGAGCACCAUGAGGAGCGAAAGCGCGGGAUGUUCGGGAAGCUGAAAGACAAGACUAUUGGUACAAAGGAAGAGCGUGAGGCACACAAGAGACAAAAAGCUGAAGAACGUGCGCGAGAGGAGGAGCUGCGUCGUGAGGCACGGAGACGAAAUUUGGAGGAACGUGCUGCGUACAUGCAGCAACAUGGUGGUUAUCCGCCGUACGGUGGUUAUGGUUACUCCCCAGAUUACUCGGGCGGCUAUUCUGGUCGGAGUCAGUAUGGCCCACCUGUGGGAGACCCAUAUGCAUAUAAUGAAGGCCCGUAUGGAAGAAGGAGUCGACGUGGAGGGUUUGGAGGGGGAAUGGCAUUACCUUUAUUGGGUGGACUGGCAGGCGGACUUUUACUUGGAGAUAUGCUCGACGGAGGAUUUGGUGGUGGAGGAUUUGGCGGUGGUGGAUUUGACGGAGGAUUCGGUGGUGGGGGUUUCUUUUAA
Messenger RNA from Suillus bovinus, 774 nucleotides. RefSeq lists its product as uncharacterized. NCBI's taxonomy places the organism in Eukaryota, Fungi, Basidiomycota, Agaricomycetes, Boletales, Suillaceae. The record is from RefSeq and is a predicted model, not a curated record. Bases 1 to 774 code for a protein of 257 amino acids. The transcript has 2 exons.